Hyaloscypha bicolor E is the source of this 938-nucleotide messenger RNA. RefSeq lists its product as uncharacterized. The coding region runs from base 1 to 705 and encodes 234 amino acids. The record is from RefSeq and is a predicted model, not a curated record. The transcript has 3 exons. NCBI's taxonomy places the organism in Eukaryota, Fungi, Ascomycota, Leotiomycetes, Helotiales, Hyaloscyphaceae.
AUGGGAGUACCCUUGGGCGUAAAUAGUAUGGAUUGGUGCCAUUCCAACUACCUGGUCCUGGGGUUCCUUUGGUGGUAUCAAUAUUUCUUUCGGAUAUUAUGUGACACAAAUGGGAGAGAGCGAGGUAACGACCGGCACGCUCUGUUUUUUCCUGCUUGGCGCGACAGUGCCAGGACCGCAACCUGGCGAGCCAGAAAGUGGUGUCUUUACAGUCUUACCGAGCAGUGGGAAUCCAACAGUUUGGCGCUUGUCCGCGACAACUACAGCUUCGACUACAGCUUCGAGUACUGCUUCAAGUACAGUACUGCUUCAAUGAGCCACACAACAAGUUCCACAACUUCGAUGAGUACUUCGCCGACAUCAACUCCGAAACCACCAGGUCCUUUGCCGGUCUCUGUAACUGAGAGUGCAAGCAUUGGUGUCGGCGUCUCGCUCUUUGUUUUACUUCUUAUCGCGGCAUUCAUCUUCUACCUCCGGUGGCGGCAUCGCCAAAAUUCGGGGACGAACACUAAUGCAGGAGCACAGUUUGAGAAGCCAGAGUUAGAGGCUGCCCAGGCAAGACAGAAAGAAAUCGUUGAGGCUGAAGCAGGGGAAGCUGGCGGUCUUCGUCACGUGAUUAUACAGAGUCAUGAGCUUGAGGGCACCGAGUUUCAAGUGAAUUGUGAUUGGCACUUGACCUUGCUGAAAGUUGCAGAGUAUGGCUAGAUAUAAUGGAAUCUUAAUGUCGAGCGUAUGCUGCGUUCAGGUUUUGCAAGAAGCCAUAUUUAAAAUGACAACAAUUCACGUGCAUCGCUGUGGAGCAGGGGAGGAAUGCUAAUGCAGGGGUAAAUAUUCGGACUACACCGAUUUCGACUUUGAUUGUAUGGGGAGUAUUAUUGGAAAGUGAUCGAUUUAUUGAUGGAAAAUCGAUAUAUUGGAGGUUGACAAUCUGUAAAAUG